UAUGCACCCAGUCCGCAAAGCUCGUCGGACACUCAGUCUGCAUGCCAUAGUCCAGAAAGCAAGUUUCCUGUCUGCUGCUGACGUGCUGCGCAUUACCUGGAUUGCUGCCGUUGCGUGGUACGAGCUUGGCAUCUUCUUUUGGAGCGUUGGACGCUGUCAAUGGCCGGAUAAGGCGUUUGUCUAUGACAGUGCGGUUGGCACGAAGUCGGAACCCGCUUCACAACUUGCACAUGGACUCCUCGUCGCUGACCCUCAAGUGCUGGACUUACACUCCUACCCAGAACGCGGGCGUAUCCUGGGACUGCUCUCGCAGGUCGUUGUUGAUCUCAAUAUGCGCAAAGGCUGGUGGGCUGUCAAGCGGCUUCUGUUAAGAGAGAACGAUGAAGUGGACAAGCACGACGCCAUUGUGUUCUUGGGCGACAUGAUGGAUAACGGUAGAAAUGCGUAUAGUGACACAGAGUACUUGGAUUACUACAAACGCUUCAGGUCAAUCUUCUCAACUGAUUCCUUCACAAAGCUUUACUAUAUACCAGGAAAUCAUGACGUCGGACUGGGAACGUCACGGUCAUUUUCACCGCGAACACGUUCACGCUACGUCAAGCAUUUCGGGCGGCUCAACUACAAAGUAUCGCUGGCAAAUCACACGUUCGUGAUGCUGGACGCGCCAGGAUUGGUCGAAGAAGAUUACCGCCGCGCUUCGGCAAACCAAAGAUUUGAGGACUGGACACCGCCACCUGGCGGUGUGAUCGACUUUGUGAAUAAAUUCUCGAGCGUGGGAAGUGAUGAACCCGUGAUACUGUUCAGUCAUAUUCCUCUAUUUAGGCCUGAUACGGCUUCUUGCGGGCCACUUCGUGAACGGGGUACUAUUCGACGUGGAGUCGGUUUUGGAUAUCAAAACACGCUCGGAAGGCAUACGUCCGAUUUUAUCUUGAAAAAUAUUCGUCCAAAUGCGAUUUUCAGUGGCGAUGACCACGAUUAUUGUGAAUACACCCAUAGCGUUCCGCUCGUUUCUGAGGGCCCGGAACCAAAGAUCGAGUAUGUCCGUGAAGUGACAGUCAAAUCAUUCUCGAUGGCAAUGGGCAUUCGCAAUCCUGGCUUUCAGCUCCUCUCACUUGUGGACCCAACGUCCCUAAUUCCAGGUAGUCCAUCACAUGCCGACGCACCUUGUAUUCUUCCCGAUCAGCUUGCAAUCUACCUUGGCCGAUACCUCCCACUUCUCUUCGUCACUCUAUGCGUGUUGGGAAUCUCCACCUUGCGCAGAGUACGAAGUCACGGAGGAUGGUCAGCGUAUACGCUUGAAAUCGACUCAACGGACAGUUCGUCGGUGCAGAUGAGUCCUGAAUCGACGUUUGGGGGACCAUUCAGUGCGACUCGUAUGCCGCAUUCUGCGGGUCUUCGGAGUUCGGAUUAUAACAACACUGCACCUACGUAUCGCGCAUUCAGUGCUACUUUCCCUUCAACGCCUUACACACCGGACUUCAACGUCACCUCAAACAGCCGUGUAGCUACCCCUGGGUUAUUGUCCGCUCCUCCUGCAGGAUUGGCUGCAUUUCCCGCUGGAGACAUUGAGAAUGGUCAUGGAUCUUCUACUCGUGACGAAUAUGACAACGAGUUCGACGAGGAAGCACAAUUUGCUGGACGACGAAUGCAUAACAACUCGUAUCUCACUCCUUCGGUCAACCUAUCAGCACCAUACCGAAGACGUCUAGCAUGGACACGAACAUUCGUCUUGCGCGGUCGACGAAGGCGGAUUACGAUAGGUGUACCACCCUUACUUGAACAAGCCCUCAUAAAACUUUAUCGAGCACUUCGAUAUAGGAGACUCGGCAGAGUUGCGAGUCCAAGAUGGACGGGAAGAGGACGGAAAGGAGGGUAUUAUACACGAUCGGGUGGACACGAAAGUGCUAUGAGGAUUUUCUUGGAUGGCAUGCUUGCCGCUGCGUGGCCUCCGUUACUUGUCUUUGUUUUAAUAAAUUAUUACAUGUUUUUGUAGUUGUGAUUAAUAGACUAUUACUUCGUAGAGACAUCAA
Fomitiporia mediterranea MF3/22 is the source of this 2030-nucleotide messenger RNA. RefSeq names its product Metallo-dependent phosphatase. Gene Ontology annotation, molecular function: hydrolase activity. The transcript is spliced from 6 exons. Gene Ontology annotation, cellular component: endoplasmic reticulum. NCBI's taxonomy places the organism in Eukaryota, Fungi, Basidiomycota, Agaricomycetes, Hymenochaetales, Hymenochaetaceae. Gene Ontology annotation, biological process: GPI anchor biosynthetic process. The annotation marks the transcript as partial. The record is from RefSeq and is a predicted model, not a curated record.